Penicillium crustosum is the source of this 1272-nucleotide messenger RNA. Its product is annotated as fungal specific transcription factor domain-containing protein. Gene Ontology annotation, cellular component: nucleus. NCBI's taxonomy places the organism in Eukaryota, Fungi, Ascomycota, Eurotiomycetes, Eurotiales, Aspergillaceae. Gene Ontology annotation, molecular function: DNA binding; zinc ion binding. Gene Ontology annotation, biological process: DNA-templated transcription. The coding region runs from base 1 to 1272 and encodes 423 amino acids. The transcript has 3 exons. The record is from RefSeq and is a predicted model, not a curated record.
AUGGCUGCGAAGAUGGCAUACAUGCUCCGUCUGAAUCAUGAAAACACUCAACUAUCCACCACAGCUCGCGAAAUUCGUCGGCGUAUUAUGUGGUCAAUAUUCAUUUUAGACAAACGACUUGCGGCUGGACAGUCGGACCUGAUAUCGUGCCCCAAAGAGCAAAUGCACAUACAACUACCAUCGAACGAGAGAGACUUCGAGCUCGCAAUUUCUGGCGAAACAGGUACUCUUAUAGCGACGCAGAUUGAUGAAGGUGGCUCCACCAGCAUGGGCACCAGAGCAUACUUUUGCCAACUCUCUCAUACUCGGCAUGAGAUUCUUCAAAGAGUAAUUUCAGAAGGUUCAAAAGCGCACGACUCUCGUGGUGAGCUUCUUCAACUGGAAUGUGACUUACAAACCCUGAAACGCUCGCUGCCUGAAUCAAUGGCCUUUAGCGAGCGUAAUCUUAACCUACGAGCUUACUCUCCACAUUUGAAGCGAUACGUUAUGCUACAUGCAAUGUGGCACCAAUGUCACUGUGACUUGUAUAGAUUUAUGCUACCUGGAAUUCGGGAGUCACUGGCUGAUGAAGUUCUCAAUACGACGCUACCUGAGUAUGCAAUUUAUUGUCAAACACGAGCAGUUGAGCAUGCAAAGGCACUUGUCGAUAUUUUUAGAACGGUUCAGAAGGUUUGCGAUCAAACUCCACAAGAUCCAGGGAUCGGCAUUUGUGUAUUUCAAUGCACACGGAUUUUAAUACGAGCUUUUGACAUUGGUCUUCUCGGAAGUCAUUCAACUGCUAUUGAGAUACUUUCCCAGCUCAAAUCUGCUGCGGAUAUACUCUUGCCCAUUGCCGCAGUAAAUCAGUCCGCUGACCAACUGUACAAAGAGGCCGAAAGGCUCAUAAGCACCGCGAUUGAUGGGGGUCCCUACCCAGACCCGAUGAGAGAAGCCUCACAAAAAGAGCACAUCCGUGACAACAACAUACUCGAUAUCCUAGCUCGCAUUCGUCGGCGUGAUAUUGAGCGAGGAGAGGAAGUCCUUCAGCAGUGCCCAGCAAGCCCCCCUCUGACCGGAUCGGAAGUACCAUCGGACAAAGAAACGGGUGCCGCCAACGAAAGAACAGUUGAGAAACAAUCGAGAGAAGAAGUUUUAGAGGAAUCUCUGUGGUAUACGGGACUCGAAUCAGAGCACAUGUUUGGCUCACUAGAUACUGUAUUCGAUGGAUUUGGGGGACCAUCUAUGAAUUUCGAUCCCCAAGAUCUUGAACAAUUGUACGGGAAUCAAUUAUGA